Messenger RNA from Ostrea edulis (European flat oyster), 1608 nucleotides. RefSeq names its product cytochrome P450 3A6-like. The coding region runs from base 1 to 1608 and encodes 535 amino acids. Gene Ontology annotation, molecular function: iron ion binding; oxidoreductase activity, acting on paired donors, with incorporation or reduction of molecular oxygen; heme binding. The transcript has 13 exons. NCBI's taxonomy places the organism in Eukaryota, Metazoa, Mollusca, Bivalvia, Ostreida, Ostreidae. The record is from RefSeq and is a predicted model, not a curated record.
AUGACCAGUGAGGAUAUUUUUUGUGAGGAGGAGAGAGGAUAUUCUUUUGAGGGGGAGGAGAGAGAAUAUUGUGAAGGGGGAGGAGAGAGGAUAUUCUCUAUCCGAAACAUUGGACGCAUAAGACCAUUCAUUACUGAAGACGCCUGCAAGACUUUGGUCAGUUCGCUAGUGACUUCGCGUUUAGACUAUGGAAACGCCCUUUUCUAUUGUGUUAAUUCUGACAUAGUGUCAAAGUUACAGCGUGUGCAGAAUUCAGCAGCACGGCUGAUUACCAGAACUAAGGAAAAUGAGCACAUAACACCAGUUUUAGUGAAACUCCAUUGGCUUCCAGUACAUUACAGGGUUCAGUACAAACUGAUAAUGUACACAUUUAAAGCUCUCCACGGUCUUGAACCUGUCUACCUUGAAGAACUGGGAUUGUAUGGACUGGACAUGAAGUUGAUGAAGACCUACGGCAAAGUUGUUAAAACCUAUCUGGGAGAUUUCCCAUCACUCCUGAUAGCAGACCCAGAUAUCAUAAAAACCAUUUUGGUGAAAGACUUUUCCAAGGCUCCAAACAGAUUUGUAAGCAUCAAGUUUAAGAGUGAAUUGAAACAUGGUUUGACGGUUGUAGAAGAUGACCACUGGAGAUUUAUGAGAAACACACUUCCUCCGACGUUUUCAAGUGGGAAAAUGAGAAAGAUGAAUCCACUCCUAAGAAAGAAGUAUGAGAUGUUGAAAGUUUUGAAAAAAGAAACUGACGAAGUAAACACUAUAGAAUUUAAAGAGGUAUUCGGUAGAUACACCAUGGACGUUACAGCUUCAUUUGGAUUUGGGAUGGACACUGAUUCUCAAACAAACCCCGAUAAUACAUUUGUGAAAUAUGCCAAAGAACUGUUCAGUUUUAGAUUUACUUCUCUUAUGCUUUUCAUAAUUUUCUACUUGAAUUGUAUUUGUCUGAUAUUUCCAAAUCUGGACGAGAUACUUAACUACUUCAACAUAUCUCCAUUGAAUAAUAGAAAACUCAUGGACUUUUUCAAGUCGGCAGUCCAUCAGGCGAUCGAAAUGAGAGAUAAAGGCGAUAAGAAUAGAAAAGAUUUGCUUCAACUGAUGCUUAAUGCCCACAAGGACACAAAUAAAAACGAGGUAGAGGAUGAGCAAAGCUACGAAGGAGAUCCAGAAAAAUGGAACAAACGAGGUUUGACUGAAUACGAAGUAACUGGGAAUGCGAUCCUCUCUCUCUUUGCGGGGUUUGAUACAACAGCCAACACCAUGACAUUUAUGUCGCACUGUUUGGCGAUCAAUCCAGAAAUGCAGGAAAAGCUCAUUAACGAAAUCGACUCAAUAUUAGGAAAUGAACUGCCAACAUAUGACAAUAUAUUGAAGGUUGACUACCUGGAUUGGGUAUUCAGUGAGACACUGAGAUUCUAUCCGCCUGCCGUAAGAUUAAACCGAAAAAGCAAGACGGAGAUGGACAUAGCUGGUUAUAAGAUUCCUAAAGACAUAUUCCUGUCGUUUUCGAUUUAUGCUGUACACAGAGACCCCGAUUACUGGCCGGACCCCGACACGUAUAACCCUGAACGGUAUUCACUUCUAGCCGCCGCUCGUCACGAGAUAGACGAAACUUAA